Capsella rubella is the source of this 1226-nucleotide messenger RNA. RefSeq names its product MATH domain and coiled-coil domain-containing protein At2g42480. NCBI's taxonomy places the organism in Eukaryota, Viridiplantae, Streptophyta, Magnoliopsida, Brassicales, Brassicaceae. Bases 75 to 1094 code for a protein of 339 amino acids. The record is from RefSeq and is a predicted model, not a curated record. Gene Ontology annotation, molecular function: protein binding. The transcript has 4 exons.
AGUUAACAAACAAAGUAUUUGAUAUUAUUUCAGUCUUUUGCUCUCUCGAAUUAACAAACUCUUUCGGAUCAACUAUGGGGAAGAAUAAUGUGCAGAGGAAUUCGAGUUUCAGUUUUAAGAUAAAUAACUUCUCUGAAAAGGAAGCUGCCAUAGCUUCUCAGUCAUUCCUGAGUUACGGAUACGAAUGGUUUCUGUACGUUCAUCCGAAGGGAGAUGAUCUUUGCGAUGAUCACAUGUCUGUGUUCCUACACGUCGCAAACCCUAAAUCAUUGGGAAGUGGAUGGAAAAGGAAAUCUUGUUUUCAAUUCGUUCUUUUGAAUCAAUUCGGCAAAGAGCUCUACAGAUCACCAAAUAGCCAUGGUUGGUUUAGUGCUGAGGCUACAGGCUGGGGUUUCCGGAAGACCUUGCCUCUUGAUAAACUUCAUGAAAAAGGGUUUUUGAAGAAGGAUAAACUCAUCGUUGAAGUCUACAUUACUAGUGUUGAAGCUGAUGAUGGAAAAGGCAGAGUUGUAUCAGAGAAGAAGGAGACUCUGGAUAUCAACGGUUUUCAGGUUUUUGCUUCUCAGGCUGCUUCAGCAAGAAAGAUAUUCACAGAGCACCCAGACUUUGCAGAUGAUUUCAAACCAAAGAACCAAGUGGUGAAGACGGAAUACAUGAAUGUCCUUCUCAACCUCAUUGAGACACUUAACAAGCCUUCACAGAAUCACUCAGAGACUGAGCUAAGCAAUGCUCACAUGGAGCUGAGUGAGCUGAUGGAGCAAGGCUUCAAGCUGGACUGGCUGCAGUCAAAGCUUGAUGAGGUUUCCUUGCAGAGGAAGAAAGCAGAUGCUGAUGUCCAAAAACUCGAUGAGCGUGUUAAGAAUCUUGAGCUGAUGAACUUGGGCUUGAAGAUGGAGCUUUUGAAGACAAAGCUCGAGGAGGUUUCCUUGGAGAGGAAGAAAUCAGAUGAUGCUGAUGGUACUCGAGCCAAAGAAAUGGAGGGACGCAUCAAGAAUCUUGAGAUGGUGGUGUCAGAACUCAAAUUUAAACUGGACGACAUGGAGGAGACGGAAUCUUUUUCUGAUGAUUUUGUGCUGAUGGAACAGGUUGAAUAACGUGGACAUCUUAAUACACUAGAGAUUCGGUUUUAUGGAAAGACCUGCUUAUGUUGAUGGUUUUAUGAUUUUUAUUUUUUUAUAUAUAUGCGCAACUUAUGGAUAUUUUCGUUUAGUCAUAUUUGGGUUUAA